GUGACGCGGGGCCGCCGCUGGGCGGGACCUGUCCGCGGCGGCGGUGAUCCCGCCCGGGCUGCGAGUGCUCCCCUUCCCCGCGGGAACGGCCGGGGCCGGGCUGCGGGCGGCUGCACGGCGCGACGGGCGGAGCGGGACAUGGCUUCCCCUCGGCGGGAAGCGCCGGGCUGUGAUGUCCUCGACAUUUCCAUUUCACUGCCUUUUAAAGGGCUUUCGGGUGGGUUGGUUGGUGGUGUGUUUUGCUUUGGUUUUUGUUUUUCUUGAGUAGAAGGCAUGGACAAGCAGAUCAGUUCUGUGGUUUUGGAAACAAGUUGUUGAGGCAUGAAAUCAAGACUAGUUUAAAUGCAGAAGAAACUACCACUUCAUAAUCGACUCUACACUUUGCUGAUCGAUAAUGCCAGUAGUGUUGUCUGUAUUCAAUAAGUUGCAGCUGUUGAUUACUGAUGCCUAAAGUUGCUUUGAUGUCUACCAGAAUAUCUUACUUGUAAAAGGAACAUCUAGGAUUUUAGUGCCAGAAAACUAUAGAGACACAGUUGGAACAUCAGCUUAAUGCUGUAAAUCAUAUUUCUACACAGUGUUUAUUAAUACAGUACCUUAUUCUUCUGGAGAUUCAGCAAAAUAUUGUCACAAGGUUAGGCUCUAUGCAGAAAAAUUAAUAUUGUUUGUGAGUUUUGAUAUUUAAAACCCCAAAUCUAUUCUCCAUACAGAUAUGUUUAGUUUCUUGGGUAACCAGCUGAGUCACCGUGUUAAAAGGUGUUUUCAGUCUAUUUUGUUUUGACAAGCAUAUCCAUCACAAAGCUCUGAACAAAGUAAGUAAAUGAAACUUGUGAACGAGGCUUUUUUUCUGUGUGUCAGUGUUGACUGACAUUGAUUUAUCAACUACUUUUGCAGUAGAGUUCAUACCCUAGAGGUACUGCCAGUUGUUCAUUAUUAUGAAUUAAUACGGAGCUAGUUACAGAUUUCUGCAUUUGCUGUAGGUGGAAUUUCUGCACAGUACUUAGUGAGGGCUGUUGUAAGAGCCCCAAAGAUUUUGUAAAAGCUGAACAAUUUCAAAUUGUGUUCAGAGUGUGACCAAUAUUUGAGAGGUGAAAUGAGACCUGUUUUACUCUGAUUCAGUGUGUUAACACUGUAAGUAAGGAUGGUGCUGAUCUUUGCAAACAUGCAGUUUUCUUUCCAUCCAAACCUUCCAAAUACCUGCCAAUUCUCUAAAAAAACUGUAAUGUCCAUCCUGAAAGGUCAGCUUUUCUUAGCAGAGUGUGGAUACAUAAAAAUGCCUAAAUGUUAUAAGUACUAGUUCUGAAUCCAUAGUGAAUGAAAAUGAGAGGUAGUGAGGUAAGGGAAUAUAAUGAAUGAAAAAUAAACACUUCACCUUGUUUUUUCUUCCCUUUGAAACCAGCAUGCACAGCUCCAUUAAUUGUUUUGGGGUUUUUUUUAACUAUCUUAAUCAUAACUUCAUCUGUUAUCCUCCACUUGCAGCAUUGUCACAUAAAUUCUUUUUAUUGCUCUCUCACUCUCGUCAUUCCUUUGAACUGUAUCUGUCCAGUGGCUAGGGAGAAUUUAACAAGGAGAACUCUAGGAUUGUGUGAGUGAAUAUGCAUGUAUAUCUGAUGUGUUGCCUUAUCCUCAGAAGAACCAUUAUAACGUAAAUAAACCAUUAGCAUCAAAAAGCCAGGUCCCAGAAUGCUGCUUGUCACACCUGGGAGCGCAUGCCCUGUGCAAUUCCCUGUGCAAAGCCCAUUGACCUGAACAGCAUCUUCAGCUGUAUUGCAAGCACCUGCCUAGGCAGUUUGUGCCUGUGCAUGGGCAGCACGUCAGUCAGCAUCACAAUCACAGUCUCCGGUUUGUUUUCAGGACAAAAACUGCCACAAGGCAAGGUGAUUCGGCAGCCUGCAUCCUCCCUGCCAGAGUGCCCUCAGAGGACUCUAGUGUGAUGCCUGCUCCCUAGUUUAAUGAUUUCACAAGCUCUACAAAAGCUAUUUAAGACAAUUUGGGGAAAAUUUGUGGUUUCUCCUUAAACAGAAACUUUCAUGAUGGUCCCACAGCAAAACUAGACUGCUAAAAGCUUUAAAAAAUGACUGCCUUAAGAUAGACUCAUGAUUAUAGUUCUUACAGCAUCAUCUAUGGCUGUAGUCUGUGGGUGAACUAUUUGCUUCGCUGCUAAAUGACAACAAUAAUUUCUAUUUCAGCAACAAACAAGUUGCUGUAACUGUCUGUGCCAAGAAGUUUAUCUCAAAUCCAUGGCUGCGCUGUCUUUUUUAUUUUCUUCUGAAUAGGAUGCUCAGUAGUGCUCCAUUUCGCACAGAUACCUAGACAGCAUGAUGGGAGGGGGACAGAGGAAAUGAGAAUGACUUCUUAGCAACCUGCAUAUUUGUGCAUAUACAGCUUUUCCUGAGACACGUGAGCUGCUGCUGCACCAAAAUCCUUAAUUUGAAACAUAUAGUUUAAGCCCUUUGGUAAACUGCUAGUUAAGUUACUCUGUCACUCUGGAAAUCACCUGGAAGACGACAGUCCUGUCAGUCUUUCUUAUUCCCUGGAUACUGGCUCCUGCAUUCAUGCAGUGAAGAGGCUUGAGAAAUCAUGAUUGCAUCAAGUUGGAAUUCAGGGGUAGGUGACACUACUUCUGAAGCACAACAAUGUCAAGACUAUGUUUAAUAGCUUCAUACUAAAAAAUAAAACACUGUCGUGAGAGGAACUUUGUGUAGUACCAAGUGCCUGUGCACCUGCAUUUCAUGUUUUGGCAUAGGAUUUGAGUUGGCAGUGUUUUCAAGCUGCUAGUGUAUGUCUCAUUGUUCUACAUUGAGAUCAGCUUUUGGAAUGAGCUCAGGAAAUUGACUCCUUACGCUGACUGGAAAGCUUCAUCCUCUGAGCUGGCCUCCUGCCUCAGAUGGAUAGGGCAAUACCUGUUCAGUGCCCACCUAUAAAUGGUGGGGAGAAUGAUGAUGACUCUGACCAGAACUGGAAACCACCAGAAAAUAACCUGAUCCAGAAGUUAAUAGCACAGAUUGAAUAUUACUUCUCAGAUGAGAACCUUGAGAAAGAUGCCUUCCUUCUAAAGCAUGUCAGAAGAAAUAAGAUGGGCUAUGUCAGCAUUAAACUCCUCACUUCUUUUAAGAAAGUGAAACACCUUACCCAUGACUGGAGAACCACAGCCUAUGCACUGAAGUACUCGGACACUCUUGAGCUCAAUGAUGAUAACAAAAAGGUUAGAAGAAAUACUCCAGUUCCAGUGUUUCCAAGCGAAAACCUCCCUACCAGAAUGUUACUGGUGUAUGAUAUCCACAUGGUUUCUGAGCUGCAGGCUCUUAAACAAGAAAACGGAUGCAUGCAAGAAAGGAUAAUGGAGUAUCUCCUCAAGGCCUUUGUAACUUUUGGUGUAAUUUCAUCAGUUCGUAUUCUCAAGCCUGGUAGGGACCUACCACCCGAUAUCAGGAGGGUCAGCAGUCAGUACACCCAGUUGGGAACUCAGGAGUGUGCAAUUAUAGAAUUUGAAGAAGUAGAUGCUGCUGUACGUGCUCAUGACUUUAUGUGUGCUGAAAAGAAAGAGACUGGCAUGAAAGUUGUCCUAAUAGGCAUGAAACCUCCAAAGAAAAAAGUUCCCAAAGACAAGAACCGUGGUGAAGGUACCAGCAAGGGUCUUAAGAAGGCUAGAUCCCUUAAUAAGAGAGUUGAGGAACUUCAGCUUGUUGGUGAUGAAUCUUCAGCAAACAGCUCUUCUGACCCAGAGAGUAAUCCUACAUCACCCCUGUCAGGACGCAAAAGUACUGCAACAAAUACUACACGUAAUUUGAGCCUGGUCAUUCACCCAAAUGACCAUUUGAGUCCUAAUGUGUCACCCAGAUCAAGUCCUUGGAACAGUCCAUCUUCAUUAAGAAAAGUAACCAAAAAGUCUCCUCUGGCUGAAGACCGCAAGCUUAACCCAAGCACUAGCCCUGAAAUUCCAAUGAAGUGUAUAGAUUAUUCCUCGGAUAGCAGUAUCACUCCUUCUGGUAGUCCCUGGGUACAGAGGAGAAAAGCUCAAACUCUAUCACAAGAGAAGAGUCCCGUCACUAGCCCCGUGCUGGUUCAGAAAAUACAAAAUGCAGAUGGUCUGCCUGUGGGGGUGCUGCGGCUGCCUAAAGGCCCUGAUGGCACUAAAGGAUUCCACAAAGGAUAUGAAAGAAGGAAGGCUCCACAGGAUGAGUAAAUUAUUCUUUAAAAACAAUGUUACAAGUCAGGCAACUGCUUUUGUUCAAGCCUGGUUAAGAAUUGUCAUUUGAGUGACAGAGUUAAGUCAAUAUUUAAAGAUUUUGUAUUCAUAUAGAGACUUUAUCAUUUGUAUAUUUGUAUAUUCACUUCGCAGAAUCCCAGAAUAGUUGAGGUUGGAAGGCAUCUCUGGAGAUGAAAUCCAGUCCACCUCCUUUGCUCAAGCAGGGUCCACAACAGGUCACUUAGGGUUUUGAAUAUCUGCAAAGAUAGAGACUCCCCAACUUGUUUGGGCAGUGUGUGCCUAUGUUUAACCAUUCACACAGUAAAAAAGUAUUCAAUUCAGGUGGAAUUUCCUGUGUUUCAGUUUGUGCCCCUUUUCCUGUUACUGGCUAUUGCUGAGAAGAGCCUAGCUCCGCCUUCUUCACUCCUUCCCAUGAGAUAUUAAGAAGAUUGAGAUCCACCCCCUGAGCCUUCUCCAGGUCUUUCACAGGAGAGACACACCAGUCUCAAUCAUCUUGCACACUUACCUAAUGCAGUGCCAAUACCUGCACUGCUACUUUACUACUUUUUUUUUAAUGUAUUAGUUAGAAAUUCCAAAAUAUUGAAACAGGCAUAUAAAUUAUUCAUGUAACUAGAUUGUUUGCAAAGCUAUAAUCCUGAAGAGCAGUGUGUAAAUACUUACAGUUGAGCGGUUGUAUUAUGAUAAGCUGUGGUAUAAUCGUAAGGAGUUAGAGGUUCUGAGGAGUUUGUGUUUGUCUCAGAAAGAACUCUGAGAAACUUACACUGCAGUAAGCAGUUGCUCCCUGCUUGCGUACAUUUCCAAAGACAGCAUUUUUUAGUAGGACCAAAGUGUGUAUUUUCAUGCGAUGGGAAUAGAGACUGAGCACUGGAGACUAUUCUCUAAGCGUUCUCUCACAUAAUCAGAUGGAAAUAAAUGAAAAUACUAACUUGGUCUAGAUCUAUUUUGUUUUCUUUAAAAAUAAGUUGAGCUGAACCUGAAUAGAUACUUAAACCUUAUCUUACACCAUUUGAAAUUCUAGAAAUAGUUACCUGAAAUUUCCACUUUGUUCGGGGGGGGGGGGGGGGGGAGAGGUGCUCUGCCAUUACUGAUGGUUACUCCAAUGGUGAUGCUUCACUCCAAGUGUAUGUCACAGUCCUUACUAAACAAUGGUUACAUCCCUAUUAACUGAAUUUAACAAGCAGGCUCAGCAAGAAGUACUUAAAUUAAAAUUUAAGCCGAAGAAGGAAUCUCUGUGGUUUACUUAUAACAUUAAACAUUAAAAAUCAAACUUACUUCUAUGUAACAGUUUGAAACUAAAAAUCUGAUCAGACACUAAUGAUGAGUCAAAAGUUUUACGCUUGGUAGAUAACAGAGGAUGAUCCCCUAGUAAAUAAAAAGGAUGUUGACAGUUUUUCUUCACUGAUAAACCAAAUACUAUCUAUUGAAGAGUUAUUAUAAGGCCAUAACCUAUAAAAAUAUUGUAAUACUUACUUUAUGAGAGAAUGCCAUCUCACUUGAGUAUAGGCCAACUUACCCUGAGAAUGAGAUACACAUACUGCAGCAUUCCAGAAAGCUGCGCAACCUGUCUUCAGAGAGCUUUUCAAUAAGGAACAAGAAUACGUUUACCAUAGUUACUAUUUUUGUAGAAGGAAAAUACAGACAAGCUUGAUCAAGCAGCAAGUGAUAAUGCGACUUCUUCAAAGAUAAUGUGAUCAGUGAAACUAUUUGGAAAGUAAUUUAAAGUACUGUUUACAGAUAGUUAGCAUAAGAUCUUACUCUGAGGUCAGACAAGAAUAUAUAAAAUCACAGUUCUGUUUCACAUAAUUUCCCCCCCAUCUCCAAAAGAAAUUAUUUCUGCUUGGAAAGCAUUCUGUGGCAACCUCAGGUCACCACACACACAUACCACCUUCUUUGCUAGCCUCCCCCUGCCUUCUUUUUUCCCUCCUUUUCAUUUCUUACUGCCACUUGGAGCCAGAACAACUACUUUAUGCUGACUGUAUUAAAAAAGACAAGAGCAGAAGUCAUGAGCAGCUUUGUAUCAUUGUAUUUAUAUUCAGUAUUCCUUGUAGAGCCCAGAACAUUUGCUUAAUUUAUCAAUAUAAAAAUAUUCUAGGUAUGAAAUACCUUCUGUCUGGAUACUUUCUACACCAGCUAGCGAUAUCUAGUAUUAGAUACUGCUGCAUGGGUGUCUUCAUAUAUAUUUUGAUAUCUCAGUAUCAAAAUACAGAUGCAGGUGCACAGAGACACACCUAGUGAACCCGUCCCUGCCUGAACCAAGCAGCACUGUCUGCUGUCAGAACAGGACAGAACAGAGGUGAUGCUGCCUGCAGACAGCAGGUCUGCUCCAGGAGCUCCCACUUGCUAAAUCCUGUAGCAGGUUACACAUGCUUCUCUUCUGCAGAUCUCAGAUACACACAGACACACUUGAAGCAGUGGUUUUGAACACCUGGGAGAUUAAAGCUGGGUUUAUAGCUUUUUUUUUUUUUUCCCAAGAAACAAACAGCAAAUGUAAAAAGCAUUUUAAGAAUUAGACCAUUUCUCCCAAGUAGCUCACAGUUUACCAAGGCAUUCAAGAUUCGUAACUUUGUCCAAAUACUGCCAGUGCUAAGUGCAUCAAUAGACACUGCCACAUCUGCUACACAAUCCACAGGAGCUUUCAGUCAUACAUGUACACCAAUAAAAACAGAUGCAAUAUUUUAUUCCUUUGGGACAAAUAUUUCAUUCUCCCUGAGUUUGUUUCUGUCUUAACAUUUAAUCAAUGGCUCAAAACUUUAGUUUAAAACCAAUACAAUACACAAAUAUACAAACCAUACAAACUGCUUGGCAUGAUGUUGCCAGCAGAGACAUUUUAAACCCUAGCAGCUGUGCCUUCAUUUUGCUCCAACUCCCAGAUGUCUGUAGUAUGAUGAUAUAUUUCAACUAAGAACUUUUUGAAAAUGCCCUAUCAACUGGACAGAAACAACGUGACAACACACUUGAAAUUUUAGUUACUGGUUGAGUAACUUCCCAACUACAGAACAUUGACUUCUGUUCCCACAAAGAAAGGACAUAUUCCUGUUGUCUUCAUUCUGCACAGGCACAGUUUAUGGGAUGGAUUUAUAAACCUGAAGUCUGAAUAAAGCCAGGAAUUUCAGUAAAAAAUGCUUAUUAUGUGAGCUAGUACACCCAAGCUGUUUAGAACAAUGUUUCGAUCAAUCAAACAGAGUUGGCUUCAGCCUAUCCCAUUGUUCCCUUAGCUUUGAUUUUACUACAUUUGAAGCAAAGAUAUAGUUGAUGGAGUCAUACGAAAUAUCCCACAUCUGCGAUCGAGUCAGAUUAAAUGUUUUUGCAACCAGCUCGUAUUCCUGCGAUAGAUCUGUUGCAAAGACACCUUUAUCAUCAGUCUGGAGUUAAAUGGAAAGAAAAGAAAAAGGUUGAAUUAAUUCCUCUACAUCAAAAAGGGGUUUUCCUAUACAUUACAAACCAGUUUAUCUUGCUGAUUCACAUUUUAUUCCACAGCUCUUUCAUCUGUUGGUAAUUAUUUCAUACUUUAUUUGCCCUAUUUCCACUCAAAGUUAAUGAAUUAUUGAAGCAUACAAGAAAACUUCUUAAAGUGAUAGCACAAUUUAUCAAGAGAAUAGGAAUUUGCUAUUAAAAUUGCUAGAAAGAUGGCUAUCAAAUGAUGCAUACAUUCAAGCCAUGUCAAUAUGUGCAGGUCUCCUUAUUCCUCUUUCCCCUUUCCUCAGAUCUGGGCACUAGAACAUACUCUGUAUUCCUGUAUCUUCAGGGGAGGAAUUCUCUCACCCUCUGCACUUGGUGUCAGCUAGCACAACUUCUUGAUACUGGCUAGCAUCAAAAACAUAGGAUCAAAAGCCACCUAAAGAUUAUUAAUCUAAAAGGAGCAAGUUUGGAUUAUUUUAGGGUUAAUGAGAUGAUCCAUUUGCAACUCAGAGUCUUUAUGUCCCCACAGAGGAGAAUGCUUACUAUAGCCUGUUAAGAUGCUGUAGUGUCUUCUAUUACUCUUGUUUGUAUAGGCCUUUAUGUGCCAAUAAAAGCAAGUCACGUUU
Messenger RNA from Strigops habroptila (Kakapo), 8232 nucleotides. It is a transcript of the gene LARP6, whose product is annotated as La ribonucleoprotein 6, translational regulator. Gene Ontology annotation, cellular component: nucleus. The record is from RefSeq and is a predicted model, not a curated record. Gene Ontology annotation, biological process: RNA processing. NCBI's taxonomy places the organism in Eukaryota, Metazoa, Chordata, Aves, Psittaciformes, Psittacidae. Bases 2885 to 4183 code for a protein of 432 amino acids. The transcript has 3 exons. Gene Ontology annotation, molecular function: mRNA binding.